Messenger RNA from Salmo salar (Atlantic salmon), 1819 nucleotides. RefSeq names its product angiopoietin-related protein 4. Gene Ontology annotation, biological process: positive regulation of heterotypic cell-cell adhesion; blood coagulation; platelet aggregation. The record is from RefSeq and is a predicted model, not a curated record. Gene Ontology annotation, molecular function: protein-macromolecule adaptor activity; extracellular matrix structural constituent. Lineage: Eukaryota; Metazoa; Chordata; Actinopteri; Salmoniformes; Salmonidae. Gene Ontology annotation, cellular component: fibrinogen complex.
UGUUUUUGUUUUGAGCACUCUCUCUCUCUAGGUGAGUUCUGGCUUGGUCUUGAGAAGAUGAGCGCCGUGGCUAAAGACACAGACUACAUCCUCAAGGUUAAGUUCACCGACUGGAGGGGUGAUUCUGAGACCAUCCAGUACCCCAUCCGUCUGGGCGGGGAGGAGAGCCACUACGCCCUCCACAUCCAAGAGACCUCCAACGGCAACCUGGAGAGCGCCCUGGCUACCGAGGCCUCCGGCCUGCCCUUCUCCACCCGCGACCAAGACAAUGACCAGAAGAGCGACACCAACUGCGCCAAACACCUCUCUGGUGGCUGGUGGUUCAGCAACUGUGGACGUUCCAACCUGAACGGCCGCUACUUCAUGAGCCCUCCUCCCAAGCAGAGGCAUCAGAGGAAGCAGGGGGUCUUCUGGAAGACCUGGCGUGGCCACUACUAUCCCCUGAAGACCACCAUCAUGAUGAUCGCCCCCGCUGUGAUCGAGAACAAGUCAUAGAGGAGAGACACUCAGCAUUCUGGCAAAUGUUCUCCUCUUGAACUGAAACACUGUUAGAGGUGGUUAGCUGAUGAAUUGGGUAAGCUACACAGUCAGUCCUGGCUUCACCCAGUGAGACUUCCAACAGAGCCAAGGCCAUCAUAAAAGCCAAAAUAACUCGUACUUUUCAAAAGUCUUCAAGUCUCUCAGCUAGAGACAAAACCGAACAAUGUUUAAAAAGUUAAGAAGUACAUGAACAUGUAAGUCUAGUAGUGGAAAGUUAGCAAGAGUGUUUCACCAAAGCUGUGGUAUGAGCUCACUCUUAAUCACUGUUUAAAAGCAACGCUCAGCCUUGGGACUAAUGAAUGGAACAGAAUGAGGUGAGUUCCAACAUGUUUUGUGUUGCAAGAAACCAAGCAUAUUCCACAUGUUAAGACCCAUCUGACGGAGGUUUCUGAAUGCAAGAGCUCUACCAGAGGUUGAAUACUGCACUCUUUGGCUCGAACCAGCCAAUAAGAAUUAUUUAAAGAAAAAUCCUUUCGCUGUCUGAUGUAACACACUGAUGCAGCGAGAGAAACAAUUCAGAAGUCAGCCAAAGGCCAAAAUGGAGUAACGUUCAAAUGAACAUAGCAGCCAACUCGAAGAAACAAAACCUGUAAAAUGAACAUAGUAUUCAACUCAAAAACAGUACAAUUAACAACCCAGUGGACACAAACUGGUUGAAUCAACGUUGUUUCGACUUAAUUCUCAACGUAUUGUGACAUGGAAUCUACGUGGAAAAUACAUUGGAUUUGAAAAAGUCAUCAACUGUUGUUUUGAGGAUGAAAUUUCAACGACAGUAUUAUCUCUUCACGGUAACCAAAUUUAAACCAAGCCAAACCUUGUAGAAAAUAUGUUGAAUUUGUACCUUUAAAACAGAUCCUCAGAACUUUAAUGUUAUAUCCACUAAUCAAAAAGAAAAACUAUAGGCUGGGCAGCACCUCCUACUGGGUGAUUGAUCUAUAGCUACCCUUUGGUCUCCCAUCCAGGGUUUUAUCCAAGCCCUGCCUAACUAUGAUAUCACUGACUAUUACCAAUGUGCUAUUGUGAGAAUAACUGUUAAAAUCUCCACUUAAAAAUGAAAUAGAGUCACUGUUGCUAUCGAAGUCAUUCCAAAGGGUAGGUUUAACCGAGCAAAUGAAAUGUGACCAUACUUUAUCACUCAUAUAUAUUUAGGAUUUGCAAAUUCAUCAAUGCUGAGUUGAGUUUGUUUGUGAACGCAACCAAAUAUCAACAUUUGAAGUAUAUGUAUCUUCUGCUUGGAUAGUUCCAUGCAGGUGCAUUUAUACGGAGACUUGAUUACACA